AUUUAUUUGUUUGAAAAAGUGAGAGAUCGAAAGUUAUAUCUAAUAGUUUUUCACUAUUUCCUCUAAGAACGUAAUCAUCAUGUUCCUGGAAAAAAUUGUGGAUAUAAUCUCUGGGAAAAAUGACGAUGGAAAAAAGCUGAAAGGAACUAUUGUGUUGAUGAAGAAGAAUGUAUUGGACUUUAAUGAUGUCAAUGCCUCUCUUCUUGAUGGAGUUCUUGAGUUCCUUGGCAAAAGGGUCUCUUUGCAGUUGGUUAGCGCUGUUCAUGCUGAUCCUGCAAAUAGUUUACAAGGGAAACGUAGCAAUCCAGCUUACUUGGAGAAAUGGCUUACUACACGAACACCAUUAGUAGCAGGAGAAUCAGCCUUUAACGUCACAUUUGAUUGGGACGAGGAUAUCGGAGUUCCAGGGGCAUUUAUUAUCAAUAAUUUGCACUUCAAUGAGUUUUUCCUUAAGUCACUCACCCUUGAAGACAUUCCAAAUCACGGCAAGGUUCAUUUUGUCUGCAAUUCUUGGGUUUAUCCUGCUAAAAGAUACAAAUCAGAACGCAUUUUCUUUGCUAAUCAGGCUUAUCUUCCCAGUGAAACACCAGAACCAUUGCGGAUAUACAGAGAAAAAGAAUUAGUGACCUUAAGAGGAGAUGGAAAUGGAAAGCUUGAGGAAUGGGAUAGAGUUUAUGACUACGCUUUGUACAAUGACUUGGGUGAUCCAGAAAAAGGCAAACAGUAUGCCAGGAAUAUCCUGGGAGGAUCUGCUGAGUACCCAUACCCCCGGAGAGGAAGAACAGGCAGAAAGCCAACUAAAGCAGAUCCUAAAAGUGAAAGUAGGAUUCCACUACUUAUGAGUUUAGACAUCUAUGUACCAAGAGAUGAGCGUUUUGGACACAUUAAAUUGUCGGACUUCCUGACAUAUGCUUUGAAAUCCAUUGUUCAGUUCCUUAUCCCCGAGUUUCAAGCUCUCUUUGAUAGCACUCCUGAUGAGUUUGACAGCUUUGAGGAUGUACUGAGACUUUAUGAAGGAGGAAUCAAAUUGCCACAAGGCCCUUUUCUUAAAGCCCUCACAGAUAGCAUUCCUCUAGAGAUUCUAAAAGAAAUUAUCCGAACUGAUGGUGAAGGAAAAUUCAAAUUCCCAACCCCUCAAGUUAUUCAAGAGGAUAAAAGUUCAUGGAGGACUGAUGAAGAGUUUGCAAGGGAAAUGCUUGCUGGAGUAAAUCCUGUCAUAAUCAGCAGACUCCAAGAAUUUCCUCCAAAAAGCCAGUUAGAUCCUGAAGUAUAUGGCAAUCAAAACAGUACAAUAACCAAUGAGCAUAUAGAGAAUACACUGGAUGGGCUAACUAUCGAUGAUGCAAUGAAGACUAACAGGCUGUACAUACUAAACCACCAUGACAUCCUUAUGCCAUAUGUGAGGAGAAUAAACACAACAAACACAAAAAUCUACGCCUCAAGAACUUUGCUAUUCUUGCAAGAUAAUGGAACGAUGAAGCCAGUAGCAAUUGAACUAAGUUUGCCACAUCCAGAUGGCGAUGAACUUGGUGCUGUUAGCAAAGUUUAUACCCCAGCUGACCAAGAUGUUGAAGGUUUGAUCUGGCAAUUGGCUAAAGCUUAUGUUGCAGUGAAUGACUCGGGUGUUCAUCAACUAAUUAGUCACUGGUUGAAUACACAUGCAACAAUUGAGCCUUUUGUGAUUGCAACUAACAGGCAACUAAGUGUGCUUCACCCGAUUCAUAAGCUUUUACAUCCUCAUUUUCGUGACACGAUGAACAUAAAUGCUUUGGCAAGACAGAUCUUAAUUAAUGCUGGUGGAGUUCUUGAGAUGACAGUUUUUCCUGCCAAAUAUGCCAUGGAAAUGUCAGCUGUAGUUUACAAAAAUUGGGUUUUCCCUGAACAAGCACUUCCGGUUGAUCUUGUUAAGAGAGGAGUGGCGGUAGAGGACUCAAGUUCCCCACAUGGUGUGCGCUUACUAAUUCAAGACUACCCAUAUGCUGUUGAUGGCUUAGAAAUAUGGUCAGCAAUCAAAAGUUGGGUAACAGAAUAUUGCAACUUCUAUUAUAAAUCAGAUGAAUCAAUUUUGAAAGAUAAUGAACUCCAAGCCUGGUGGAAGGAACUUCGAGAAGAAGGACAUGGUGACAAGAAAGAUGAACCUUGGUGGCCUAAAAUGCAAAUACGCCAAGAGCUAAUAGAUUCUUGCACCAUUAUUAUUUGGAUAGCAUCAGCACUUCAUGCAGCAGUCAAUUUUGGGCAAUACCCUUAUGCAGGUUACCUCCCAAAUCGCCCAACAUUAAGUCGAAGAUUCAUGCCUGAGCCGGGAACUCCCGAGUAUGAAGAACUCAAGACAAAUCCUGACAAGGCAUACUUGAAAACAAUCACUCCUCAACUGCAGACAUUACUAGGAAUUUCUCUCAUAGAGAUAUUAUCAAGGCAUGCAUCAGAUGAGAUUUACCUUGGACAAAGGGACUCAUCUGAAUGGACAAAGGACCAAGAACCCAUUGCUGCUUUUGAGAGGUUUGGGAAGAAGUUGAGUGAGAUCGAGGAUCAAAUUAUACGGAUGAAUGGUGAUGAGAAAUGGAAAAAUAGGUCAGGGCCUGUCAAAGUUCCAUAUACAUUACUCUUCCCAACAAGUGAAGAAGGACUCACAGGAAAAGGAAUACCCAAUAGUGUGUCAAUAUAGUACUUGCAUUUCAAUCUACAUUAUAUUGUCAAGUUUCACUUUUUUUUCUUUUGUUCAAUUACAACGUCAAGUUAGUGUGAUGUAAUUUUUUCUUGAUAUAUUUUCAAAUACAGUAAUAAAGUAAUAUUUCUCCUGCUAGCAAGAUAAAA
Messenger RNA from Solanum dulcamara, 2814 nucleotides. RefSeq names its product probable linoleate 9S-lipoxygenase 5. Gene Ontology annotation, molecular function: oxidoreductase activity, acting on single donors with incorporation of molecular oxygen, incorporation of two atoms of oxygen; protein binding; metal ion binding. The record is from RefSeq and is a predicted model, not a curated record. The transcript has 9 exons. Lineage: Eukaryota; Viridiplantae; Streptophyta; Magnoliopsida; Solanales; Solanaceae. Gene Ontology annotation, biological process: lipid oxidation. The coding region runs from base 80 to 2665 and encodes 861 amino acids.